GACACGGCGGUGGCGACUGCUCCGUCUGUUGGUUUGUCCAUUUGGUUGUCCGUCCAUCCGUUUGUCUGUUUGUCCGUCCGUCCGUUUAUUCGACGGCGACGGCGACGGCGACGGCGGCAGCGAGACGGCUAGUCGCGGUGUUUCCGCGCCGUUGCGUCGCCGGCCAAUGCAACACGACACGACGCGACGCGACGCGACCCAGAGCAAAGCAUCGUGACGCUAUGCGACGCGACGGCGGCGGACGGUGACAGCGCGAAUUGGUUAUGUCGACGUACCCGCUCGUGUACCAGCUCGUGGCUCUCGCUCGCUCGCUUGCGCGCGUUCCGAGCGCGUUCGCGCGUCUCUACCUCGCGCUGACCUACGUGCUCUCGCCGCCCGCCGCGCGCUUUCCCGUCAGUCUGUUGUCAAAAUCAGCUGCCAUUGCUGCUUUGGCGCUUUUCCCUUCCCUUUAUUUUCGUUCGGCCAUUCUGGCCCUCGCGUUCCGAGCCCUCGUCGCGUCGUGCUCGCUCGCGGUUCUCUCGGUGAGAUGUUCCGUCGCGUCACGAAUCUCGGUUCUUGAUUGUCGCUACGUACGCGUACGCUUGUGUUCCGAUUGAAAGAUCACGGGUGAUUCUGUCAAGAAUCGGCAAUCGCGGAUUGUUGCACGAGCGCGGCUUAUUGCCAGGCUGCGAUUGUUCACGGUGCAACGGUGCUCCGUCGGAUUUGCGACAUGACAUGUAUAUUUCCGGUGGUUUCUUUGAGAAAAGGAAAAAUAGAUCUCAUUAAGUAAAGUCGCGAGUAUUAUAUAUUUUUGCACCGUUGUAUCUCGGUUGUUGUAGUAGAGAGUCUAACAAGGAAAGUCAUCGAGAGAAACAAAGCGUUGAUCAAAUGGACGUUAAUACGUAGUUGAAACCGCGUGCAGUUGAAUUAAUGUAUAAUUGUACAAUUUUGAGAAUAUCUUAAUUCACGGUGUUAUAAGAUAUGUUGCAGAGUGAGAUAGCACAGAUUCCAAUUUAUAUCUAUGAAAUAGAGAAAGGAAAGUACCAAAGUAGUGUACACCUUGACGAGGAAGGUGCGUGUAUUUAUCUAAAGACAAUACAGAAAGCAAGGGUCAAAGAUAAGAAGGAAGGGAGUCAAUGCAGUGGUUGAGGAAGCGAUGGACCCAUCGUUGUUUGUUGCUUACACUCCUCAAACAAACGGAGUUCCAUCGGAGUCCAAGCUUGCUACCUACAUGAAUCGUCAGAGUCCUAGCACAGGAUUGAGCACAAAUUCGGUAACCAAGCAUUUGUGCGAUCUUUCAUUGGACUCACAAAAGAAGGUAACUGCCAGCCCCGAAUUUGUGCCAGGAAGAGGCCUUACAGGUAGCAAUAGCAGCUCGCCGAAUCUCUUUAACAAUUCCUACACGCACUCUCAGGAGAAUGUAGGUGGCACUAUGUACUUUUAUGUGGGAAAUGCUACCACUAGCACCGUCACAGGCGAGGAUGGGAGCGAGGCGAUUGGACAGGUAGGAGCAGGACAGAUCGGUUAUGUCUAUCCGGGUACACCCUCGCAUCUGCAACCGGUGAAAGCCCCAAAACCACCUUCGUCUAACAAUUCCUCCGCUCCCUCUACACCACCCCCUCAAGCUGCCCCUAGCUUCUUUGUGAGCGAAAGUCUACGAUUGGACAUCUUGCAAAAGAAUGCGUUGACACUAGCACAGCCUGACAUAGUACGAUUUCCCGACUUACCUAACGAGGUUGACAAUUAUCACGAGUUAUGCCCGCUGGAGCCGAUUCAUAAGCCUGCCUCAACAGUGCUCGGGUAUCAAACUUCCACCUAUAAGGCCACAAAUAUCAAGAACGGCACCCGAUACUGUCUGCGUCGUAUACACGAUUUUCGACUUGCCAAUACGAAGUGCACGGUAGUGGUUGACAUGUGGAAGCGUCUGUCGCAUACGAAUCUGGUUCAGUUGAGGGAGGUCUUCACUACUAAAGCGUUCGGUGAUCAUUCCAUGGUUUUCGUAUACGACUAUCAUCCCACAUCGGAAACUUUAUUAAACAAGCAUUUCGCGUCUACUGAAUUGAACGGUUAUACCGAUCCAUUCUCGUCGGAUCCCAACGGCCAUCGGCCCUAUAGUCACACGAAGAACACUAUUCUGAGGCAACAACACACUAGCAUGUUACCGGAGAGUGUUAUUUGGAGCUAUAUCAUUCAACUCACUGCCGCAUUUCGUGUUAUCCAUGCUGCUGGCUUGGCAUACAGAUGCUUAGAUCCCACCAAAGUACUACUUACAUCGCGGACGCGACUUCGCCUGAGUUGCGUCGCCAUUCCGGACGUGGUCACUCUCGAUGGAAACGCUGCGAACCCGCUCGCGCUCGUUCCGCAUUACCAACAGGAGGAUCUGGUAGCGCUCGGCAAGUUGGUUCUAGCGCUAGCAUGUCGGAGUCUUAUCGCCGUCCAUCGCGACAAUAUGUCAGCCUCCAUCGACCUCAUCACACGUUCCUACUCAGCCGACCUUCGAAAUCUCAUUCUGUACUUGCUGUCGAGUCAAGACCGUCGCAGGACCGUCACGGAUCUCAUGCCAAUGAUCGGUGCGCGAUUUUACACGCAGCUGGACGCUGCCCAGUUACGAUCGGACGUUCUGGAGAACGAACUUGCCAAGGAACUGGAGAACGGGAGACUAUUUAGAUUGUUGGUCAAGUUGGCGACCAUUAACGAAAGGCCGGAGCUCAGCAUGGAUCCCACGUGGGCUGAGACAGGCGAUCGCUACAUGCUCAAAUUGUUUAGGGACUAUGUGUUUCAUCAAGUAACAGCUGAUGGUAGACCCUGGUUGGAUAUGGCGCAUGUUGUAGCUUGUUUGAACAAACUCGACUCGGGCUCGUCGGACAAGAUAUGUCUCAUGUCUCGAGAUGAACAGUGUGUUCUAGUUGUGAGUUACGUAGAGCUACGGCAAAAUCUGGAUCAGUCAUUCGCAGAACUGGUACAAGCAACAAAGGAUGCUGUCUAAGGUUCAGAGGGCUUUUCGAAACGUUCCUCUGGACGAGGUCCGACUCGUACUCCGAACCAUAAAUGUGAUAUCACAACUUAGCGGUACUAUCAUUUUAAUUUUUACGGAGAUAAUGGAGAGUGAGAGAAUAUUGUCAAAUUGUGUUUGGUGGUAAGAAAUAACGCGCAACCUGGUUCUUUU
Molecule: messenger RNA, 3145 nt
Organism: Harpegnathos saltator (Jerdon's jumping ant)
Lineage: Eukaryota; Metazoa; Arthropoda; Insecta; Hymenoptera; Formicidae
Gene: PAN3
Product: Poly(A) specific ribonuclease subunit PAN3
Exons: 8
Coding region: 1136-2965 (609 amino acids)
Biological process (GO): nuclear-transcribed mRNA poly(A) tail shortening; mRNA processing; protein phosphorylation
Cellular component (GO): PAN complex; P-body
Molecular function (GO): ATP binding; poly(A) binding; protein kinase activity
Source: RefSeq, a predicted model, not a curated record